Drechmeria coniospora is the source of this 1551-nucleotide messenger RNA. RefSeq lists its product as uncharacterized. The transcript has 5 exons. Lineage: Eukaryota; Fungi; Ascomycota; Sordariomycetes; Hypocreales; Ophiocordycipitaceae. The record is from RefSeq and is a predicted model, not a curated record. Gene Ontology annotation, biological process: proteolysis. The coding region runs from base 1 to 1551 and encodes 516 amino acids. Gene Ontology annotation, molecular function: serine-type endopeptidase activity.
AUGAAUGGCUUCAGCGAUGGACCCUGGGCCGAGCUGUCCCGCCGAAUCGUGGAGAGGGGGGUCGUCGUCGUCGUCUCCGCCGGCAACGAAGGGCAGAAUGGUCCCUUGUCGUCCGGCACCGGCUCCAACGGCCACGGGGUCCUGUCGGUGGCGGCCAUCAACGUCACGGGCGAUCCCGACAUGGGCUCGAGCGAUCCGGGAGCUCGACCGAUGGCGGCACCUUUCACCUCGUGGGGACCGACCAACGAGAUGCUGCUCAAGCCCGACGUCGGCGCACCGGGCUACCGCAUCGUCAGCACCCUUUUGCGCCAGAGGUUCGGCAUGGCCGACGGCACUUCGAUGGCCGCGCCGUACGUCGCCGGGGUGGCGGCGCUCUACAUCGGAAAGCAUGGGGGCCGAGCCGUUCACGGUCCCGGUUUCGCAAAGCGCAUGGCGAGCCGAAUCAUCUCGAGCGGCCGGAGCGUCGCGUGGUGCACCGGACACGGCAUGCCUCGGCCGGCCUUGGCGGCAUCGCCAUUUCAGGUCGGCACCGGCCUCGUGAAUGCCCAAAAGGUGUUGGAGUCCACGACCGACCUCUCCUUUGAACCAUUCGCCCUGCUGGACACGAAACGGUUCCGACCCGAGUGGACCGUUCAGAUCGCCAACGAGGGCAAGGACCCGGUCAGGUACAGCUUCGAGCUGGAGCCGCAGCCCGGCGUCGGCUUGAACGACCGUCUCGGCGGCAUCAAUGCUCUGCAAACGCUCGAGCCGUUGACACUGGUCCCCAACGUUUCCCUGCCGGAUCCCCUGCUGGUGAGCCCCGGGGCGAAGGCGAGCGCCCGGUGGGUUGGCCACGGCCGUCGUCCGAGCGGACGGGGGAGGCUGACGGGCGACAGGGUCGUGUUUUCCCCCCCCGAGCAUGUCGGCGACGACGAAGCGUUUCCCCUGUACGGCGGCAAACUCUGGGUCAAGGGUGACGGCGGAGAAGAACUCUGCAUUCCCUACGGAGGCGCCGCAUACGACGUGGAAAAGGCGUUCGACACUCUGCUGCACGUCAAAACCGUCAUCCGGGCCGAGGAGCGCGGCUGGGCCUGGUCCUUCGACACCGAAAAAGACCCGAGCGACUACGUCGAUCUACGGGCCGACUUCCGAUAUCCUUGCUACUAUUUCCGCUGGGACAUAUUCGCCAGCGGCUGGACCGAACGGGACUGGACGUAUCCGCCUCUGGUGGGCAAGCGCGGCCAUGUUGGCUCCGCGGCCGCCGUGCAGGUGUCGUCGUGGCAGCGGCAGUACAGGCCAGAGCGGCACAACAAGAGCGACACGGUCGCGUUCCCGCAGCUGAGGGUUCCUCGCGGGAACGCGGCCUUCUGGUGGUUCGGGAAGCUUGCCGACGGCACGCAGAUCGUGGCGGGAAAUUACACCAUGCGAGUGGCCGCCCUCAGGCCGCACGGAAACCCGCACGUAUCGGGCCACUGGGACGUCAUGCGUAUGGAGGUGCCGUCGGUUGCGAUCCUGGCCCGCAACGGGACCCGGUCCGUGACGGCGACGUCGGGCGCGCGCUCGCCGAACUGA